GCAGCGGGGCCGUGCCGGGCCUGGCCGGGCUUCGCCUGGGCGUGAAGGGUGCCUGCGCGGCAGGAGGGGCCAGGCGAGGCGGGGAAGGAAUGCAAGUGGGAGAGCGGCCGGGCGUGCAGCGACAGAUCCUGGGGAGCGAGGAGCCGGGGAUCCCACACGCUGCAUGGGGCAGGAGGCAGAGCCCCGGCGAUAGGGACCGGCCGACAUGGGGCAUCCCGGUGCUGCCCGGCUGUGAGAGCCGGCGGGGGGCCGUUCCCGGGGGCGGUGAGCCCCCGCACCGAGCCGUGGGGGGGUCCUGGCGCCCGCCUGGGGGGGCUGGAAAUCCCCAUCAGGGGAUGCUCGGCCGGAGGAGCUGAGGAUCCUGCGGCCCCGAGGAGCCGCCAUGACCCCCGAGAAGGUGCUGCGGGAGGGGGUGCUGGAGAAGCGCAGCGGGGGGCUGCUGCAGCUCUGGAAGAAGAAGCGGUGCCUGCUGACCGAGAAGGGGCUGCAGCUCUUCGAGCCCAAGGGCUCGCGCCGCAAGGAGCUGAGCUUCGCGCGCAUGAAGGCGGUGGAGUGCGUGGAGUGGAAGGAGCGGCACAUCUACUUCACCGUGGUGAUGGACGACAGCCACGAGAUUGAUUUCCGCUGCGCCCAGGAGGACCCGGGCUGGAACGCCGAAAUCACCAUGGGCCUCGUCCGCUUCAAGAACCAGCAGGCGAUCCAGAUCGUGCGGGCACGGCACAGCUGCAGAGCAGUGGUGCAGUAUGACACAGCCCCACCCGGCCAGCCCGCGGCCCCGCAGCAUCCCAGGAGCAGGAUGGAGACGGUGAUCGGCUCGGCGGGCGGCGGGGAGAACGGGAUCCCGGCCAGCAACUGAGGCCACCACCCUCGGUGGCCCUGGGGAGGACAGCGCAGGCGCCGGCCUCUCCCUCCUGGGGCAGGACAGCGAGGCACCGGAGGAGCUGGGCCACAGGGCUCGAGUCCCAUCCACUUGGACCAAGGGGGCAAAGGACACAGCCAGGGCCACCACCCGCAGCUCUGGACAUGACAGAGGUGACGUCCCCACCUGGGGGCUCCCUGUCCUUCAGCCAACAUGGCCAGGACUGUGGCGGGCUGGCGGAGACCCCCAGGCCUCUCCUGCGGGACAGGGGAUGGGAUGGGAGAGGCUGAGCCCGAAGGAAGCAGCGCAGCGGUGAGCUCUGGGACAGACGGACGUGGAAGGGGACGCGGCUCCCCCUGAGCCCCCACGCUGAGAAGGGGCUGGAGAGCUGCUGCGGCAGGGACCCCUGGUCACUGUGCCUGGCCGGUGCAG
Oxyura jamaicensis (ruddy duck) is the source of this 1291-nucleotide messenger RNA. It is a transcript of the gene PHLDA3, whose product is annotated as pleckstrin homology like domain family A member 3. The coding region runs from base 383 to 856 and encodes 157 amino acids. Gene Ontology annotation, molecular function: phosphatidylinositol phosphate binding. Gene Ontology annotation, cellular component: plasma membrane. Gene Ontology annotation, biological process: intrinsic apoptotic signaling pathway in response to DNA damage by p53 class mediator; positive regulation of apoptotic process; negative regulation of phosphatidylinositol 3-kinase/protein kinase B signal transduction. The record is from RefSeq and is a predicted model, not a curated record. NCBI's taxonomy places the organism in Eukaryota, Metazoa, Chordata, Aves, Anseriformes, Anatidae. The transcript is spliced from 2 exons.